Messenger RNA from Helicoverpa armigera (cotton bollworm), 983 nucleotides. Its product is annotated as coiled-coil domain-containing protein 124. Bases 204 to 839 code for a protein of 211 amino acids. NCBI's taxonomy places the organism in Eukaryota, Metazoa, Arthropoda, Insecta, Lepidoptera, Noctuidae. Gene Ontology annotation, cellular component: nucleus. Gene Ontology annotation, molecular function: transcription coactivator activity. The record is from RefSeq and is a predicted model, not a curated record. The transcript is spliced from 4 exons. Gene Ontology annotation, biological process: transcription by RNA polymerase II.
GUCGUCUGUGACCCGGCUUGACAGCUGUUAAAAUUUUCCAAUAGGUUCUACGAUUUUUGUCGAUAUUUCUUACUAAAAAUCUAAUUGAAUGUUUAUUCGAACUAUUAAAACCUUCUAAUAGAGAGUGCCUAUAUAUCUCUGUGUUCAUUUUUACUUUAAGUGAGUUUGUUAAGUACUUACCAGUUACUCAACUUGGAACAACAAUGCCGAAGAAAUUCGCAGGUGAAAACAGCAAGGCUGUUGCUGCUCGACAGCGAAAAGAAAAUGAAAAGCAAGAAAAGGAUCUUAAGGCUAAGAAGAUGAUGGAGGAUGCAGAGUGGGAGGACAAUGACGACAAACUCAAAAAGAAACAGCAAAAGAAGGAAGAGCAAGAAAAGAAACGCUUAGAGCAGCUUCAAAAGAAGGCUGAGGCUAAAGCCUUACUCGAGAAGGAAAUGGAGUCACUAAAGGCUGCUCCUAAAGUAGCUCCACCUCCUCCCAAGAUCACCAGAGCACAGAUUGAGAAGAUGAAGGAAAAGACUAUCAAGCCAGAACCUGUUAAACCAGCUCCUGCUAAAGUUGUGGUAGAGGAACCUCGGCUGGAGGAGAAUCUCAACAGAAUCCAGUUGGACGGAGAGGUGGCACAGACUGUUGAUGAAGCUAUCUCCAUUCUCGGUGACAAGACAGAUUUGGACAGGCAUCCAGAGAAACGCCUCAAGGCUGCUUACACAGCGUUUGAGGAAGCUAACCUACCAAUACUUAAGGCUGAAAACCCAUCUCUAAGGUUGUCACAACUUAAACAGAUGCUGAGGAAAGAAUGGCUCAAGUCACCACAGAACCCACUCAACAUGAAAGUCUAAAGAGUUUCGACAAUGAAGGUCUGAUAGCAUCAACUUUGGAUAUAUACUUGGAUUUUUUUUUUCGAUUUGGUACACUUUGUAAUUAGUUUUGUUAAUAAUCAAAUCUGUUUGUAGUAGGAUGUUUUUUUCUGUGAAAUUGUUAGG